Lolium rigidum is the source of this 2358-nucleotide messenger RNA. RefSeq names its product probable disease resistance protein At1g58390. The record is from RefSeq and is a predicted model, not a curated record. The coding region runs from base 1 to 2358 and encodes 785 amino acids. Gene Ontology annotation, molecular function: ADP binding. The transcript is spliced from 6 exons. Gene Ontology annotation, biological process: defense response to other organism. Lineage: Eukaryota; Viridiplantae; Streptophyta; Magnoliopsida; Poales; Poaceae.
AUGGCGCCGGAUGACCUCUCCCAGCGGGCUGCCCGCAAGGCCGAGGCGGCGCUCCAGCCCGGCGACGAGAUGAUGCUGCUGCGCGACCGGCUCGACUCGCUGCGGGCGUUCCUCCGGGACGCCGACCGGAAACGCCGGGCCGGCGACGUCUUCGGCGGGGUGAGCCGCGACUGCGUGCGCCGGACGCGCGGCGUCGCCUUCGACGCCGAGGACGCGCUCGACGACCUCAUCUUCCACCACCAGGUAUCCCUACAAAGUCAGGAAUACCAAAGCUCGGUGAGAUACUUCAUUGGCUUCUUUACCCGGAUCAUUGCUCGACGUGGAUUGUCUGGCCAAAUCGAAAGAAUCAAAGGCAUGAUUGACCAAAUCUCAGAGAACCAGUGGUACGGCAUGCACGAGGAUACACCGUCGGUGACACCGACAUCUUCCAUCACGGCCAUUGCAGCAUGGCAGGAUGACAUGGAGAACACUGUGUUUGACAAAGACCUGGAGAUUCUCAAACGUAUGCUGGCCAAUGAAUAUGAGGAUACCAGGCACCAAAGGUUCAUCUCCAUAGUUGGGGAGAGUGGUGCCGGGAAGAACACACUCGUAAAACUUAUCUGCAACCAGAUAUCUACAAAGAUGGAUGUUGUAAUCAGGUGUGACAUGCAGCCGGGUUCAAGCAUAGAAGAUCUCCUUACAAAUGUGUACCAAAUGGCACUGCAACAGUCUGCAGAUCAGUGCUAUGAGCUGGAGGUGGAAAAAGCAGGAAUUGACAGCAUUGGUGACAAGAUCCGUGGUUUGCUAAGUAGAAAGAGGUACCUGUUGAUUCUGGGAGGGAUAUCCUCCAAAAGCACUCUCAACUUCGUGAGGGCGAGCCUUCCAGACAACAAUGGCAAUGGCAGCCGUGUGAUGCUCAUCUUGGACAUCGCAAGUGAAGAGGUCGCUUGUCAUGCUAAUACCAUGAAUAGAGAGGGCUUCAACGGAGUACACCUGAUGACCCGAUUGGAUCAAGCAAAAAGUAUGCAGCUAUUCUAUUGGAAAGUGUUGAGGAAAGCACAGUACGAGCCAUGGUUGUUGGCCUACGAAAAACGGAGAAGUCAGGAGCAGGAGGUUUAUCAAGGAGGUUACCACUCAAUGAGAAGAAAUCAGAAAGAGGAGGAGCAGGAGCAAAGAGACAACAAUGUCCAGAGUUGUGUGCAUAAUGUAACAGGAGGAUGUCCCAUGGCCAUCGUUCUCCUAGCCGGGCUUCUCCGGUUCAAGGAGAAUCCAGUCCAGUGGGAUGCAGUGAUGCAUCCUUCAGGGAGUUCCGGCUACCACUACCAGCAGCAGCAGCUGGGCCGGACAAGAAGGGGGAUGGAGACCAUCUACUGGACGAGCUUCGAGGACCUCCCCGACGACCUCAAGUCGUGCUUCCUCUACCUCGCUGCCCAUGACAUAUGUCAAGAUGCCGAUGAGAUCGUUCAGAUGUGGAUAGCGGAAGGCUUCAUCAUCAGCAAGAGCCCGCACCAUCGCAAGACUCUGGAGGAGGUGGGCCACGAUUACUUGAAGGAACUGGUCUUGAGAUGCCUUGUUGAGCUGGAGGAGACGAAACCAGAUGGCAGCGUCGGGCUUGUUAGAGUUCACAGAAGCCUCUUGGGGUUCCUGCAGUCGGAGAUCACCGAGGCUGGCUUCAUGGAGAUCGUCCACGAUGUCGACGUACAUGAUGUCCUUGUGCCAUCACCAUCGGUGCGCCGCCUCUGUGUCCAGAGUGACAAGAGCAUGAUGUACACCACCCACCACAAGUUCCCUAAGCUGCGUUCCUUCAUAUGCCAAGUAGAUGAGAAGCGUCACAAGGAGGCUGAAGCUCAGCAGCGGUGGAAGAGGCGUGUGCACGAUGAUCUCAAGUUUCUGCGCUGGUCCAAGUUCCUUCGUGUACUCUCCGUGAAGGGACUGAGACUUGCGGAGCUGCCAGAUGAGCUUGGUGACAUGAUUCACUUGAGGUACAUGCGCCUCGACUGCCCAGACCUGCGCUGCCUCCCGCUGGGCAUCAGCAGACUAAUCAACUUGCAGACGCUCAACAUAAGCAGCACUCAGGUGCAUUUCUGGAUACUGCCGCUGAGGAGCAACGGGUUGAAACCCUUCUUUGUCUUGCCAGAGCCAAUGACAUUGAUUUUUGGGCAGACGAAACCCGAGAAUCUUACAAAACUCAUGGACAAGUUCAAGGAUGUGCGCAAUAUCCACGACUUUGUGAAAGCUCAGAUGUUGGCUGGUGCCAAUCGUGUCACCGUUGCUGAGAAGAUGAUUGAUGAGGACCUUAAGGUGGACACCACUUUCUUCAAGGAGUACCGAUACGACGAUUUGAAGCAGAAUAUAUGUACUGCAAGGGAAUAUAUAUAG